Messenger RNA from Rotaria sordida, 1164 nucleotides. NCBI's taxonomy places the organism in Eukaryota, Metazoa, Rotifera, Eurotatoria, Philodinida, Philodinidae. The record is from the annotation of a GenBank genome assembly.
AUGAGUUUAAUGUUGAAUGAUGAAGUGGCUUUAGGAAAUGAUGUUCGAUAUAAAAGUUUUAUUGUAGCUAUUGAAAAAGUUCUUAAACAAUUUGAAUCAUCAACGGAAUGGGCUGACCUUAUUACUAAUUUAGUCAAAGUUAAAAAAACCAUAGAAAAUUAUUCACAAUUUCAUUCAAUACCAAAACGUAUAACACUAUCAAAACGUCUUGCACAAUGUCUUCAUCCAGCAUUACCAUUCGGUGUUCAUUUAAAAACUCUUGAAGUAUAUGAAACAAUAUUUCAAAUAAUUGAUAAAUAUCAUUUACAACGUGAUAUUAUUUUAUAUUCAUAUGGAUUAUUUUCUUUAUUAUCUGAUGCUGCAUUACCUGUUAAACCUAUUUUAUUAACAUUAUAUGAAACAUAUUUUUUACCAUUAGGUGAAGCACUUAAUCCAAUAUUAACAGGAUUUUUAAUUGGAUUAUUUUCCGCAUUAGAAGAAGGUGCUGAUUAUUAUAAUAGAAUUAUUAUAUUACUUGAUAAUUUAGCAAAUCGUAUUGAUGAAUUUUAUUUUUAUACUUGUAUAUGGUCAGCUAUAAAUUUUGUUUCAAUAGUACGUUAUUCAGCAAUAACAUUUAUUUUAAAUCAUUUUGAUAAAAGAAAAAAUAUGUCAGAUCAAAUUUAUUUAAUUGGUUUAUCAAUUGAAACAAUGGUUUCUGCUGUUUGUACAUGUCUUCAUGAUAGUGGACAACCAUUAGUUCAACGUUCAAUUCUUGAUUUUCUUCUUACUUGUUUACCAUUGCAUAGAAAACUAUUAUUAAAAAUAAAUAUGGUCAAAAUAAUUAAUGGAACAUUUUAUAUUUUAUUACAACGUGAUAUGACAUUAAAUCGACGUAUUUAUACAUGGUUUCUUGGUGCAAAUCAAUUAAGUGAAAAUAUUACUAAUGAACAACAUCAAGUCAAUGAUUUAAUUGAUUCAUCAUCUUAUUUUGUUACACAUACACAAGAAAUUUUAAUAGAAUCAUUGAGAAGUUUACUUGAAUUGAUAUCUAUGAAACCAACAUUAACCAUCGUUAAAUUAGAUAAUGAUGAUAACAAACCGAUGACAAGUAUUAUUGAUUCACAUCGAUCAUCGACUUGGACAUUAACGAAAUUAAUUCGCGUACUUCUUAUUCUUAGUACGUAA